Triticum turgidum subsp. durum (durum wheat) is the source of this 1521-nucleotide messenger RNA. The record is from the annotation of a GenBank genome assembly. Lineage: Eukaryota; Viridiplantae; Streptophyta; Magnoliopsida; Poales; Poaceae.
AUGGCCGCCUCGUGCAGGGAGCUGGCCGGGGCCGGCCUAGCGCGGCCGGCGACCUCGAGUUCGCAGCCCGGCCGGAGCCGGAACCAGCUCUGCUUCGCGCCGAUGCGGCAAGAAGAGCGGCAAGGGAGGAGCAGCAGGAGGGGCGUGAAGGUGGUGGUGGCGGCCGUGAGCGAGGAGCUGCCGAGGCUGGCGUCGGCCGGGAAGGGCGCGGGGGCGGCGGUGAGGCCGCCGCAGGGGAAGGUGGCGCUGCGGGCGGCGCUGACGGUGCGGCGGAAGCAGAAGGAGGACCUCAAGGAGGCGGUGGCGGGGCACCUGGACGCGCUCUGGGACAUGGUCGGCCGGGGCGUCGUGCUCGAGCUCGUCAGCACCAAGAUCGAUCCAAGGACGAGGAAGGCGGCGCGGAGCGGCGGGGCGUCGGUCAAGGACUGGUGCGCGAAGCGGGGCGCCAAGGGGGAGCACGUGGUGUACACGGCGGAGUUCACGGUGGACGCCGGCUUCGGCGAGCCGGGCGCCAUCGUCGUGGCCAACCGGCACCACCGCGAGUUCUUCCUCGAGAGCGUCGUCGUCGAGGGCAGCGCGCUGCCCUGCGGCACCGUCUACUUCGACUGCAACUCCUGGGUGCAGACCACCGGGGACCUGCCCGGCGACGGCAACAGGGUCUUCUUCAGCAACAAGCCGUAUUUACCGUCUCAAACACCUCCCGGGCUUAGAGAAAUAAGGGAGAAGGUGCUGAGAGAUCUACGAGGAGAUGGUACCGGGGUUCGAAAGAUAUCUGACCAAAUAUAUGAUUAUGCCAUGUACAACGAUCUGGGGAAUCCAGACCGGGGUAAAGAGUUCAUCAGACCCAUCCUUGGAGGCGACAAGAUCCCUUACCCACGUCGAUGUCGGACCGGUCGUCCACCAACUGAUACUAACAUGCUAUCUGAGAGCAGGGUGGAGAAGCCGCAUCGAAUAUACGUACCUCGAGAUGAGACAUUUGAGGAGCUGAAACAGGGAGCCUUUAUAUCAGGGAGGCUCCGAGCAGUACUUCACACCCUAAUCCCCUCGCUAAUUGCAUCAAUCUCAGCUGACACCCACAACUUCCAAGGCUUCCACCACGUUGACAACCUGUACAAGGAGGGUCUCAGGCUCAAGCUAGGCCUCCAGGAGCACCUGUUUCAGAAGAUACCAUUUGUACAAAAGAUUCAGGAGUCGAGCGAAGGGAUGCUUCGCUAUGACACACCUAGCAUCCUUUCCAAGGACAAGUUUGCAUGGCUCCGCGACGACGAGUUUGCACGGCAGGCUAUUGCCGGAAUAAACCCAGUUAGCAUCGAGAGGCUCACGGUUUUCCCACCAGUGAGCAAGCUGGAUCCUGCAAUCUAUGGUCCACCAGAAUCAUCAAUUACCGAAGGGCACAUUGCUGGUCAGCUCAAUGGAUUGACAGUACAAGAGACCAUCAUGAUGUGUACAUGCCAUUCUUGGAUCGGAUCAAUGCGAUUGAGGGACGGAAAGCAUACGCAACCCGUGCAAUCUUCUUCCUGA